CUGACUGUACUGUACACAAGCGGAGGGAGGAGCGACCGUGUAGUAUUUCUUUUUUGGUUCUUUCCCCCUGUCGUUGCGACCCAUACAAACGCUUGAGAAAAGCAGCGAAACGGGGAAAAAACAAACGUGUUUUUUUUCUUCCUCCCCACCACGCAGAGGUUUUGCACGGAGGAGGACGCGGGAGUAGAGCGAGGAGGGACAGAUCACUUUGACGGUACGAGGCGCACUAUAGACUGGGACUGGGCUCUGGACUGAGAGGGGGGAGCGGACGCAAGCCUUACUCCAGCGCCAGCGCCACUACACUCGGGCAGAAACCGGUGGAGCCCCCGCUGACUUUCUCCCCUCUUCAUCUCCACCUAAUGCCAUAAUACUCACGCCGCUCUGGUGCCCAGACCGCGUGCGUGGUGGUCGGGUGUGAGGUAACCGACGAGAUCCCUCAGACCUUUGUUGUGAUGACUGGCGGGAUCAGAAGUGAAGAAACAACGCUGACGUGAAGACACCUGACCACCAAGGGUGGAGACGGGGCCUACCACACAACACAGGAGGCCUGGGGAAAUCAUUAACCUCAAACAAGCACAUACAAUGUGACUGACUGGUUGUCACUCCACCCUCCAUAUUCCUGAGAUCAACAUCCACCUCACGAGCCCUCUCCGGCCUGCCCAUUUUACCCCAGACAUACCUCCGACGUCUCACAUACUUUGCAGCUUCACACCGAGCUACAAAACACCAGCCUCGAAGGGGGUCCACUCCUUUUUGGAGGCCCUCUUCCCCCCCUCCCCUUAGGGACGGGACCCUGUCAUGUUUCACUGAUCGACUCCUCCCGACCAGCGAAUGACAAGUGUGCAUCCGAGGGUGGGGCUUGCCUCAGUCUCUCAUAAUUGGCUGCUGGAUGGAAUUAAGGUGAAUGGAACACAUGCCCAAGGAGCAGGACUCUAACCCAUCAGAGGGAGAGGAGAAAGGGUGGCUCAAUGGCCCGAAAAGGAAGAGGAAGAACAGCCAAUGUUCAGUGAAGAGUAUGACUGUCUCUAAUUUAGGGUAUAUACCCAGCUACCUCGAAAAGGAUGAGCCAUGCGUGGUGUGUGGCGACAAGGCCACAGGUUACCACUACCGCUGCAUUACAUGCGAGGGCUGCAAGGGAUUUUUCCGCAGGACCAUACAAAAGAACCUCCACCCGGCCUACUCCUGUAAGUAUGACUGCUGCUGCAUCAUCGACAAGAUCACCCGCAACCAGUGCCAGCUAUGCCGCUUCAAGAAGUGUAUUGCAGUGGGCAUGGCAAUGGACUUGGUGCUCGAUGAAUCGAAGCGGGUUGCUAAACGGCGGCUGAUUGAGCAGAACAGGGAGAAACGCAAAAAGGAGGAAAUGGUGAAGACCCUCCAGAACCGUCCAGAGCCCACAGGGGCCGAGUGGGAGCUGAUCCGCCAUGUCACGGAGGCCCAUCGACACACCAAUGCUCAGGGUGCACAGUGGAAACAGAAACGAAAAUUCCUGCCGGACAAAAUUGGCCAGUCCCCGGUUACCCCCACAUCAGAUGGAGACAAGGUGGACCUGGAGGCCUUCAGCGAGUUCACCAAGAUCAUCACUCCUGCCAUCACUCGCGUCGUCGACUUUGCCAAAAAACUGCCCAUGUUCUCUGAGCUGCCUUGUGAAGACCAGAUCAUCCUGUUGAAGGGCUGCUGCAUGGAGAUCAUGUCCCUGCGAGCUGCCAUCCGCUACGAUCCCGAGAGUGAGACGCUCACGCUGAGCGGGGAGAUGGCUGUGAAGCGCGAGCAACUGAAGAACGGCGGCUUGGGCGUGGUGUCGGACGCCAUCUUCGAUUUGGGCAAGAGCCUGGCACAGUUCAACCUAGAUGACACGGAGGUGGCGCUGUUGCAGGCCGUGCUGCUGAUGAGCUCAGACCGCUCCGGCCUGACCUGUGUGGACAAGAUCGAGAAUUGCCAGGAGACCUACCUGCUGGCGUUUGAGCACUACAUCAACUACCGCAAGCACAACAUUCCCCACUUCUGGCCGAAGCUCCUGAUGAAGGUGACGGACCUGCGCAUGAUCGGGGCGUGCCACGCCAGCCGCUUCCUUCACAUGAAGGUGGAGUGUCCCAACGAACUCUUCCCUCCGCUCUUCCUGGAGGUCUUCGAGGACCAGGAGGUGUGACACGCAUCUGCGACCAUGCGCGUGGAAGAGGAAGCUGGUGCUAAACGGUAGAUGGGGAAGGGCCAUCGUUUUUUUGUAGGGGAAGGAUGGAGGGAGAGAGAGCCCUCUCGGCAGGAAUCUGCUUUUCUCCGCCGUCACAUUUACCGCAUGUGAUUUGAAAAACCAAACUGGAAACAAUAAUGGCAAAAACAACACACCAGCAACAGGAGAGUCGAGCAAACAAAGGAGUUUGUUUUUUUGAACACCCUCUCCUCCACCUCUUUCCCUUCCUUUUACUUACCCCAGUUUUAAAUCCGUGUGGGGGGCCCUUCUGUCUGAGCAUGAUGUCUUAUCUAGCAAGAGUUGUAGCCAUUUGCCAAGACCCACACACACACACACACAACACACACAAACACACACACACAGCCUGUUCCACCUCAGUUCUUCAGAGCAGAGCUCUUUGCACGGGUCUGUUCCCUCUCUGUUUUUUGUAGCGGUCAAAACUUCACAUGUCAUGAAUUCAGUGUCUCUUCAGCAUCAGUGCUGACCAGCACCUCUCAGUAUUAUUCACGAGUAAAGAGAUGAGAAAGUAAGGUCAACAACACUCCACCUUCAUGCAGGCACACACACACACACACACAUAUAUAUAUAUACAAUCAGCAAACACUGCACAUUGAAAUUUCAGUAGAUGUUAAUUCCUCUAGUGUUUCACACAGCUUUAGUAAAGCUGCCAGACCUAUUUGUUACCAAUUUUUCAACUCAAUCUGAGCCGUUACAGCUGUUUUUGGAGCUACUUCUUCUUAGAUCUCUGUGAAACCGGUGCUAUAUUUAUAUCAGGCUACUCCAGUUUAAUGAAACUUGUGUUGUCAACCUUUGAAAAACCACGCAGACCGUGGCUCCAUAUCUACCUUCAUUUUAUGUCAUUGGACCGGCUCCUGUGACAUGUAGUACACAUUACGCACAAACACACACACACACACACACACACACACACACACAUAUUGACACAUAUAAGCAGACUUGCCUAGUCACUGCUCACGCUGCUCAUGCCAGCAGCCCGGCAUCUUAUGAAUAACAAUUAAGCCCUUCUCUGUCUCUCGCUCCAAGGAGUUACUGCAACGAUAGAAGGGAGAGACACUUGGAGGCGAUGAGGU
Messenger RNA from Solea senegalensis (Senegalese sole), 3279 nucleotides. Its product is annotated as thyroid hormone receptor alpha-B. Gene Ontology annotation, biological process: positive regulation of transcription by RNA polymerase II; thyroid hormone receptor signaling pathway; negative regulation of transcription by RNA polymerase II. The record is from RefSeq and is a predicted model, not a curated record. Lineage: Eukaryota; Metazoa; Chordata; Actinopteri; Pleuronectiformes; Soleidae. Bases 905 to 2146 code for a protein of 413 amino acids. Gene Ontology annotation, molecular function: RNA polymerase II cis-regulatory region sequence-specific DNA binding; zinc ion binding; nuclear receptor activity. The transcript has 11 exons.